Didymodactylos carnosus is the source of this 1350-nucleotide messenger RNA. The record is from the annotation of a GenBank genome assembly. NCBI's taxonomy places the organism in Eukaryota, Metazoa, Rotifera, Eurotatoria, Philodinida, Philodinidae.
AUGAAAAUGAUUUAUUGUCGGCGAAAACGUAUUUUAAAAUGGUUUUUGAUUUUAAUAUUCUAUGCUUUUAUGAUCUUUUUCGGUUAUGAAAUUAGUAAUUAUGUGUCAGUGUCAACUAUUAUGGCACCUCUGUCAAAUUUUCAACAACAAGGUUAUAUUACUUUAAAACCAAAAGAACUUCUUCAACGAAUAUUUAAUGGAAUUGAGUAUCUAAAUUCAUCUGAUCUACUGAAUUGCAUACAAAACUAUACGAAAAAUUUCCAGCUGACACCUCCAAUCUACAAGGAAUCAUUGUAUAACACAUCCAUUGUUCGCGGUAUUGUUGUAUUCUAUGAUAUUAAUAUACACUCGUUGUUAUUCAAACAGUUCAUAUGGUUAUAUCAAUCGUGGUUAUCGAUCACGCGAAGUUCAAAAAUUCGUCAUGAUUUGAUAAUAUUCAUGGAAUCACCUUUAUCCGAUUUUCAUUUACUUAACUGUCAUUAUCAGACUCGACGUGUAUCAUCUGACGAUCAAAAUCAAUGCAUUGUUUAUUUAACAAAUACUUUAACAAAUUCAAUAUUGAUGGCAAAUUUCUCUCUAUUACAUUCAUUUUCUCCUAAGUUUCAUCUAGAACUCGGACGAUUAUUAAAUGAAAAUAAUCGAUUAGCAUCGUUAUUAAUAUUUUUGAUGAAAGAACAUCAACGCGAUUUAAAAUCGUAUCAUUCUUUAUUGCGUAUUGAUCUCGAUUCGAUUUUAAUGCCAAAUUUAGGUACGUGGAUUCCUUCCAAUGAUAAGGAAGAUGCUGUGUUUAUUGGUGAUUCUAUUCGAACAAAUCAUUUUACAUUCGAUCGUUUACAACGAGCAAGUAAUUUCAUUCAUCGACAGGAAAAGAUAUUUCGAAUACGACCAUAUUUUUCAAUUACAUGGCUAGGAAAUUUAAACAAUCUUAUUAAAUUAUCACAUUUAACAGUCAUGUUUGCAAUGUGGUUGGUAAAAGAAGAAUUUACCGAAGCAGAAAGGUAUCAUCAUCUUGGCUACUUAAAUUAUCCGGCAUGGUACAUGGAUGCAUUAUUAGAAUAUGCUUCAACAUUAGCAUUAUCGUUUUUAAAAUUCAAAUCAGUAAAAGUUUUACAAAUAUUACAUUUAUUUGACUGUCAAAUACCAUCGGAUGUACGAGAAGCUGAUGAAAAAUAUUUAAAUUGUUUACAUGUACAACUUCGAUAUCCUUCUACAUAUCUUACAAAACAAGCUCUUUUGAACUAUUCUCCAAUACCCUUUGCAGACAGUUUUCCGAAAAAUCGAUCACAUAUAGAAAAUUACGUCUGGAAAAUUGUAGCAAAAAGUCAAAAAAUAUAUGACAAAAAACAGUAA